Molecule: messenger RNA, 4748 nt
Organism: Cercocebus atys (sooty mangabey)
Lineage: Eukaryota; Metazoa; Chordata; Mammalia; Primates; Cercopithecidae
Product: exonuclease mut-7 homolog
Exons: 5
Coding region: 3792-4616 (274 amino acids)
Source: RefSeq, a predicted model, not a curated record
GGUCGGGAGGAAGCUGAGGAGGGUUGGGGGGGGUCUCUGUGUCUUAUCUACCUGGAAGUUGAGUUGGCAUCUCCAUGGGCAGAAAGAGGCUGUGAAGGUGGCCGGAAACUCCAGCACGCACACUUUAGGCUGUAAAUCAACUUGUCUCUUGAGGCAGCCUCCUGCGGGCAAGAGUUCUGCUCUGAACCUCUAAGCACAUGAGCUUGCCCUGUAGGAAGUGUCUGGUGAACAGGAGGUGAAAGGCUAUCAUUGCAUUUCUAAAGAAAUAAGAAGUGAGGAAGGAGGAAGGAGAAGAGAAGAGAGAGUAAAACAUAAGUGAACUAUCAUUUAGGAGAAUGGGAGUCGUUGCUUACACAUUUCGCAAAUCGAUGUCCUGUAACUCCACAUUAUCAGAGCUUUAAUCAACUUACUUGCAGGUGUCACUCAUGGUGGCUUUCUUCCUUGUGUGUUUUCUAAGUUUUCACUGUGAGCUCAUUUACUGGAACUUUUUCCCUCUGGUGACCUAGGGCCCGCGCAUCCCAGCAAAGUGGUUAAAGAAUGAUGCUUUGCUUCUGCCAACUAACUACAGAUAGAACUCACUAGGGAUAGAACUCACUAGGGCUAGAACUCACUAGAGCUGGAACUCACUAGGGCUAGAACUCAUGAGAGCUAGAACUCGCUAGGGCUAGGACUUGCUAGGGCUAGAACUCACAAGAGGUAGAUCUCACUAGAGGACCUGGAACUCGCUAGAGCUGGAACACGCUAGAGUUAGAACUCCCUAGAGCUAGAAUUCGCUAGGGCUGGAAUUUGCUAGAUCUAGAACUCGCUAGGGCUAGAACUCACUAGGGCUAGAACUCACAAGGGCUAGAACUCACAAGAGCUAGAACUCAAAAGAACUAAAACUCACUAGAGGAUCUGGAACUCGCUAGAGCUGGAACACGCUAGAGUUAGAACUUUCUCACUAGAGCUAAAAUUUAAUAGAACUAUAACUCACUAGGGCUAUAACUCACUAGGGAUAGAACUCGCGAGAGCUAGAACUCACUAGAGCUAGAAGUCAUGAGAGCUAGAACUCACUAGAGCUAGAACUUGCUAGAGUUAGAACUCGCUAGAGUUAGAACCAAGGGCUAGAACUCACUAGGGCUAGAACUUACUAGAGUUAGAACUCACUAGGGCUAGAACUCACUAGGGCUAGAACUCACGAGAGCUAGAACUCGCUAGAGCUAGAACUCGCUAGAGUUAGAACUCACUACGGCUAGAACUCACUACGGCUAGCACUCACGAGAGCUAGAACUCGCUAGAGUUAGAACUCGAGAGCUAGAACUCACAAGAGCUAGAACUUACUAGGGCUAGAACUCGCUAGAGCUAGAACUCACUAGGGCUGGAACUCAUUAGGGCUAGAACUCACUAGGGUUAGAACUCACUAGAGUUAGAACUCACUAGAGCUAGAACUCACUAGGACUAGAACUCACUAGGGUUAGAACUCACUAGAGCUAGAACUCACAAAAGCUAGAACUUACUAGGGCUAGAACUCCUGAGGGCCAGAACUCGCUAGAGCUAACACUCACUAGAGCUACAACUCGCUAGAGCUAGAACUCUCUAGGGCUAGAACUCACUAGAGUUAGAACUCACUAGGGCUAGAACUUACUAAGGAUAGAACUCACUAAGACUGGACCUCACUAGAGUUAGAACUCACUAGGACUAGAGCUCAAUAGAGUUAGAACUCACUAUGGCUAGAACUCACUAGAGCUAGAACUCACUAGAGCUGGAACUCACUAGAGUUGGAACUCGCUAGGGCUAGAACUCACUAGGGUUAGAACUCACUUGAGCUAGAACUCACUAAGGUUAGAACUCACUAGAGCUAGAACUCACUAGGACUAGAGCUCAAUAGAGUUAGAACUCACUAGGACUAGAGCUCAAUAGAGUUAGAACUCACUAGGACUAGAGCUCAAUAGAGUUAGAACUCACUAGGACUAGAGCUCAAUAGAGCUAGAACUCGCUAGGACUAGAGCUCAAUAGAGUUAGAACUCACUAGGACUAGAGCUCAAUAGAGUUAGAACUCACUAGGGCUAGAACUCACUAGAGCUGGAACUCACUAGAGUUAGAACUCACUUGAGCUAGAACUCACUAGGGUUAGAACUCACUAGAGCUAGAACUCAAGAAAGCUAGCACUUACUAGGGCUAGAACUCCUGAGGGCUAGAACUCACUAGAGCUAGAACUUGCUAGAGCUAGAACUCACUAGAGCUAGAACUUGCUAGAGCUAGAACUCACUAGAGCUAGGACUCACUAGAGCUAGAACUUGCUGGAGCUAGAACUCACUAGGGCUAGAACUCACUAGAGCUAGAACUUGCUAGAGCUAGGACUCACUAGGGCUAGAACUCACUAGAGUUGGAACUCACUAGGGCUAUAACUCACUAGGGUUAGAACUCACUUGAGCUAGAACUCACUAAGGUUAGAACUCACUAGAGCUAGAACUCACUAAGGUUAGAACUCACUAGAGCUAGAACUUACUAGAGCUAGAACUCACUAGAGCUAGGACUCACUAGAGUUAGAGCUCACUAAGGCUAGAACUCAGUAGGGCUGGAACUUACUAGAGUUGGAACUCACUAGAGCUGGACCUCACGAGAGCUAGAACUCACUAGAGCUAGAACUCACUAAGGUUAGAACUCACUAGGGUUAGAACUCACUAGGGCUGGAACUCACUAGGGUUAGAACUCACUAGAGCUAGAACUCACUAGAGCUAGAACUCACUCGGGCUAAAACUAAGUUCCUAGAUCACCUUCAAGUUCCAGAUGCAUGAGACGCUCAGGCUUUGUUUCAAGGUGACUUUCCGUUUCUUCCCAGAGUCCAGAGGGACAGACAAGCUGCCUUUCACCCUUUCUGGCCACUUUCCCCGAGGGGCAUCCUUUGGAGGGUCUCGACUUUCCAGCCUUUCCUCCUGCCCCUGUGGGUGUCACACCCUCCUGGACUGUGCUGAGGUCUCCUCACGCACUCACCUGCAUGUGUCCGCGGCUGUUCCCAGGUGUUUGUGGGGAGAGCUGUCAGGUGCUGGGAGCCGAAGUGUGCCUUUUGUUUCAGUAAGCUUGCCAAAUCUCCGGAGCACGGUGCUUUCAAAGCUGCGUGGCAGCCUCAGGGUGUUGCUCCUGGAGCCCGUGGAGAGCACACCGUCCACAUCGCAGGGGCGAGAACAGCACGGCCCACGCUUUUGGCUUGCAGCCUCCCUGGGCCUCUGGGGGCACAUCCCGUGGCUGGUGCCAGCAGCUGGGAACUCGCCCUCUUGCCCACCUGUGUGGCUGUAGGCUUCAGGGUAGGGUGUCGGCUGCUGCGCUCUGUCCCGAGUGCUGAGCUGUGAACCUGUCCACCCCUUUAGCUCUUAGGAUUCCACCUGCGGAAUGACCUGCAAGCAUUCAUUGUGGUUUGCAGCAAAUAGCUGAAUGGCUUGCGGGCAUCCACAGAGGAUGGCGCCGCCGAGACUGCCCGCAGCAGCAAGGGCCGACUUGCUUUAGAAUCUUCCGGAAGCCAGAGACCAAAACAGACACUUUGCUUCUCUUUGUCCACCUCUUACCCGUUUCCCAAAUCUCCUGCGGGUCAGGGAUAGAAAAGUACCUAAAAGGCAUUUUUCAUUUUGGGCUUUGGUUCUUGCCUUUCAGUUUCUUUCGCCUGCUGAGGGCAGGUCAGGCCCAUGUCCCGAGAGCGCCACAGGUGAAGUGACUUGUGAACCUGUGGCUCGGGCUGCGGUCGCCUCCCAGGCCAGCGGCCCUCUGUCUGCCUGGAGAACAGGCCCUCUGUCUUUAUGGGAUAAUUAGUGCAGACAAUGGCCACCGCCCCUGGGGGCCUGGGGUGCAGCGGACCAGAACGGAAUCUCCUCAGCGGCAUGAAAAGUCAGGGAGGCGGAUGGUGGCUGAAUGGCCACAGUUACCUUCUGAAUGGAUUAGAUUUUGCAAACCUCUCUGCGGUGGGGAGGCCUUGCCAGGAGACUCUGAGUGCAAGACAAAGUGACAGUGUGGUUUUGUGUCUCCACAGCUCCAGGAGGAAGCCUGGCGGGGGUUUGCUGCCCUGGACGACCCCCUGGCGGGGCUUCUGGACAUGCUGGAGAGCUGCCGGGGCCGGCGGGGAGAGGGCCCCUCCCUGGAGGCCUGGAUCUCCCGCCAGCUGCAGUGCUGGCUACAGGCACAGCCAUGCCCGAGCCCUGCCCAGCCUGAGGCUGAAGCAGCUGCAGGCCCGAGCAAUCCGAGUCCUCACUGAGAGCCCCCCCAGCCUUGUGGCACCGCUGACCAGCAUCUUCCAGCUGCAGGAUGCAGACAGGAGCUGCCUGCUGGUGCACGUCCACCGCCUCCACCAGGAGGGCAGGUUCAGAGAAGCAGUCAUGCUGGGCACGACGUUGAAGCUGCAGCCAGAACUUGAUGUUGAAAAGAUGAGCGUCCCACUGCUCCUCCAGGACAAGGUGGCCCUCGUGGAGCGCUACGUGGCUGGCUUCCCCGACCUCCAGAGGAGGCUGCUGGCCCUCAUGGAUUCCUGGUGCCAGCCCGGCUUUGACAUCAAGGACGUUGCCAGCUACCAUGUGACUGCAGCCGGAGCAGCUGCCUCUGGAGAGGAGAGGCUGGGGCUGGCAGCAGCACAGCCCUCUUCUCCCAAGUGAAAAGAGUUAACUGCUCUUAGAAGAACAAAAAUAAUUCUCCACAGUGGCUCUUCUUAUACAGACACGGCCACCAUACUGCUUAUUUGUUCAUUCAUUCCUUUGUUCUUUCAUCUAAUAAAGUUUUUGGAAGCA